Acanthaster planci (crown-of-thorns starfish) is the source of this 4587-nucleotide messenger RNA. RefSeq names its product chromosome 20 open reading frame 194 (gene c20orf194). The record is from RefSeq and is a predicted model, not a curated record. Lineage: Eukaryota; Metazoa; Echinodermata; Asteroidea; Valvatida; Acanthasteridae.
UGGCGGUAGUUGUUUGGAGUUUCUAGGCAGGUUUCUGCAGAAAAUAUCAACGCAAUGCCACCUACGAGGCCUUCGUCAGCUCGCAAAAAUGUGCCACAAGCCACCUUUUCUGCUUUCGCAAGCUGUGCAAGACUGCGCCAUGUCCAGUCACUUCUGAGAGAACCUUCUGAUCAGGAUUCAUCAGCCACUGAUGCAGUCCUCUGCAUUCUGGGAAUCGAUAGCAGGUACAAUGAGGGUUGCCGAGAGUUGGCUAACUACCUUCUGUUUGGAUUUCUGGAUCUAAGAAAAGAAGAAUCAGAUAGGACUGGAAUCGGCGAAGAUAUUGCAGAUGACCUCCUCAUUCUGGUGAAGAAGGAUAGCAUCCAUGUCCAUUACAUGCCCGCUGACCAUGCCUACGUCAUCCCCUACAUAGCCCACUGGCACAAUCUUCACUUACACUGUUUGACCGAUGCAGAGCACAAGGAGAAUGAGGAUGCAGCAGAGAAUUACAAGGUGCUCAGCUUUAUCGAGAUGGUUCGGGACUGCUCAAGAAUAGGGGUUCCCUAUUUUGCCAGAGACCAUGUCCAGACGUUUGACCACUUUGCUGUGGAGAAGUGGCCCAUUAUUCAGACGUAUGGACUGGAAGAUUUUGGCACGGGUGGUUUCUUCACCAUGAAACAUGAGGUUGUCGACAUGACCGAGUCCCUCUCUAGAAUCUACGACAUCGUGGAUCCCGUCUCUCUGGAGAAGCUGGUUACGCAGCAGCUACCUUUGUUUGAGAGGCAGUGGAAUGCUCUCCUGACCAAUGUGGAUAUUUCUUUCAAGGACAGAUCCACUUUUGGGGAGCUAUUGGAGAGCACAGUUGUAGAGCCACUGAAAAGUUUCUAUAGCCACGGUCGUGUUGCCAGCCCAAGAUCGGACACAAGGAAACCGUUUGUGUUUUUCGGCCAGCGUUCUGGCAGUACCACAGCACCCGACACGGACGGCACUGUGGGUACUUCAGGGGUCAGCAAGAGUGCGGCCAAGCAUAUGAUUUGCCAGGCUGUGGGCCCUAAGAGUCCCCUGUGUUGUGGGCGAACUUACUUCUUUGGCAGUGGGCACACCCCCUACCCUGUGACGGGAGGUACUCCCAGAGCCCCUAGACCACCCAAGACAGAUAUAGAACUCUUGUCUAUCCUCUACAAGGUUGCAAUAGACGCAGUGCUGGCUUCCAUCCAGGCCUACGGACAGUCCACAAGUGAAAAAGAGGUAGAGGCAGUGUGCAGACACACUCUGAUGGAGGGUUGUGCAGACCACAUGCUGAAUGUCGAAACAUACGCUACAAGAAUGCAGUUUUCCCUAGAGGCUUUUGAUCACUUUGGCAGUCUGGUUUCCUUGGAGGAAAGCAAACCAUCACCCCUGGUGAAAAUGGCAAGCCUCAGACUCACUGACAUCGUCAGUCUGGAGCAUCAUGGGAGCUCCCUGGGAUCUCUGCUGUUCUCCGAGAGCUUCUUAGACUCAAGAAUCGCCGUUUCUCAUUCUGGUCAGCGUCCUACCAUUGACAGCCAGUGUCUGAUUCUGACCAGCCAUGUUCCAAGAUACGUCUCAUGGGCUGUUGACGUAGCAGACAAGAUCACGUCCAAACUCAGGGAGACGUUCACAAAGUCGUUGGAUGUGUUUGGCAAGGUUCUGCUCACCGGCGAAUCCAUCGUUGCCUUCGGAAGUAAGGAGCUAUCUGCGGCUCAUGAAGGUCAGUUAUACAUCUGUGAGAAGGGGCUCGUGUUCCAAGACAGCAGGCAUGGAGUGGUCAUCUUCCCCAAGUCCUACUUUGAAGAGAUGCAAUUCUUUGAUGGGGAUUCCUCCAGCGUGAUAGCCGCCCUGGUGAUCACUUACAGGCAUUCCCUACAGCAGUACCUGCCCAUGCACUACCACAACCAAGGGGAUAUGGUCAUGUUUACGUUCACUCCUAAAACCAGAGCACACAGGGCCUUCUACAGUGAGGUCAUCUCUCUGUGGCUGAAGACAUCAGACGAUCCACUACUGAAGUUGGUUGACAAGGUUCCUGAGUACUUUGUUGCUCCACACACGGAACUCCAGAUGCAGUAUGCCCAGGCUAAUAAGCUCAACGUGGACGCUCGACCCAUCAGCGUAGCCAUGGCCAAUCUUCACCACCUGAAAAGGUUUCUGGACCACUUUGCUGCUAGCAGUGUUGGUGACGUGCCAAUACCGGACAAAGAUCUAGCAUGCGUCUUGAAUCAGAAACCAGCCGACCAAGUUGACGAUUCCAAAGAGAAUGGAGAGAUCGUGGCGACCAUCAUCACAGGCAUCCCAGGCAGUCAUAAAGACAACCUGUGUAACAUCCUGACAAACAUGGCCAAAGAACAGAGCAGGUGGGUGACCCUGCGACAGCCCUAUGACUCAGCUGAUGCGUUUAGCACCGAGGCCCUGCAGACGUCACUCAGUGCCGUCCUGCUAGCCAGCAAGAAGAGGAACGUACGGGCAGCAACUGGGGGCCGCAAGAAGAUGAGAGUGCUCAUUGCCACCCCUGGGGACGUGGUGCGCGCAAUCACCUGUCACCCAGACUUAGAGGUAGCUCAGCUGGUGCGCAUCGGUGCCGUCACUGCCUGUGUGGACGCGCACAACACCUUCAUGGCUCACAGAUAUACCUUCCCAAAGCUGCUGGACCAGUGUGCCCAGGGUUGGGUCAACAACGUGCUCUUCACAAGCUCUACCCCAGGACCAGAUCCUGUGUUAUCCAUGGUGCAAGAACUCCUACGAAGGGUCAAUCCAGGUCUAGCCUUCAUCCUGGCCAACAAAGGCGAAAUUUCAAGAAGUGAAGAUGUGGACAUGAUCCUAUCUGAGUCACUGUUCAACACGCCCAGUAUGAUCAGAGCUAGGCACCUUCUGUGCCCAGGCUGGUUGGAGGGUCGGUUCGGCUCUGGUGCCCUCUACCCAGCCAUGACCGCUGUUGUGCUGAAAUUCAGCCAGCCCCUGGAGAGAGGGAAGCUGCUUGUCAAGCUGCGAGAUCUCCGAGACCAAGCAGCCUCCAGGAAUUCCUUCACUGGGAAUGUGUACUGCGUGACGGGACGCACCAAGUUCACAGACUCGGACCAGCUGAUGGAGUUACAGAGCGUCACCCUGAGCAGUUACAUCUCCCUCACCCCGGUCCCCGAGACAGUGGCCAUCCGUCCCCCUUCAGCCCCCCGUCCCCCACCCCACCGCCACCCCACCAGCCCAUGCCCCCCAAUGCUUCCAUCGCGGCAGGUCCCAGCGCAGCCAAUGGGCCCAACGAGAAGGGAGACCAUUGCCACUCCUUGCCUGGUGUUCACGGGCUGCGACCUGGAGGCGGGCCAGCUGAAGGAGUGGCUGAGGGGUUGCAGCAGGCAGAGGCCGACCAAGAAGCCGCUCAAGACAAAACAGUCGCUUACCAAGGAGGAGAGGAAGAGAAUACAUGUAAAACAUCACCUUGAUGCCCUACCCCAGGGCUGGUUCUACAACGGCUCACAGUAUGUCAGCAUGGCAGGGGAGAAGACGGAUACCCAUCCGGAUAUGGACGCCUUCAUCAAUGAGUACUUGAAGCAGGCCAACAAGAUUGUGGAAGAGUAUAAUGCACGAAUUGAAUCCGAAGACUAUAAGGAUUUGUUUGCUCAAUGAAGCGGGGUCAGUGACUACAGGUCAAUGAUCAGAACCUGUCAGAUUUGAUUUGUUGACCCAUUGUGCCGUUUCCCGAGCAAUGAUGCAUCUUCUCGUAUAGGAGGGUGACAAGAGGGGGUGGCAUGUUUUGGUUGGAUUUCACUUGAACUCCUCCUCUUGAAGACUGCAUUUUAAAAAGUUGAAAUAUUGUUGACAUCCUGUGAAAAGUAAAUCAGUUUCCAACGACGGGAGGUGACCAUACAUGACUUAGAAUUUCAGCUUUCAACUUGAGAAUUCUGGAAGCAGUGCAGUUGUUUCUGUGCUGAUUGUUCGUGGGACAUUGAUGCCAGCAUUGAUGAUGCCAUAUUUGGUAUGGUAUGUUGGCGUGACAACUAUUCGACUGAUUGAUUGUAUAAAUGCUAAGAUUGAAAAAUGCAAUAGUUGGAGUUGAACCACCCAGCUCAAAAUACCAUUCCUGGCAUUGACGAGGGUAUUUCAGAGUUGGCAAGUUUGCAUCACGUCCAUUUUCUGCAUUCAACCCAAAUUUGAUGAGGAAUGAGAUGUAAAUGAGCGACAUUCCUGAUAAAAUUCGCGUCAAAUUUUCCAGACCCAGUCUUAUUACAGAAAGAGUUCAGCAGAGAGCAAAGAAUUGAUACUUUAUGUACUUGGAAUGUGUUCAAAGGUUUGAACGACAAUUUUUUUUGUAGUCGUUUGCUGUGUUGACAUUUGGUAUUUGCCUUUAUGAGGAAAAUUUCCGUCCAGAUUUGGUUGUCUUCUGAAGCCAAAAUUGGAUGAGAUAUUUUAAAAAGUUGUUUGUACACUGCAGUUUUCAAAGUGCCGCAUUGUAUCAUUUCACAUAACUGGCACAAGUGUUGGUAUUUGAAUUCACUUUUUGUAUAUUUUGUAUACAUUUUUAUUGGUGAAGAUUUAUUAAAUUUGAUCUGUAUUGUGUUCAGCUGUUUAGCAUCAUUAAAAAGAGUUAAUUCAAUUUACAAA